AUGUCAACUCCUUUGCGUCCGCAGUUUUUCUGUUCUCGUCCCAAUGGGACUCUCACUCCUUUGAUUGCUCUUGAUGAGCUUCCCUCCCACAUCUCGAUUCGUGGAAUUCCUCGUACUCUGUCCCCCGGUGACACUAUCGGUAUGACCAGUCUGGGUACCGUGAUCCCCAGAGCUCAUUUCUACAUCGUCGACGGCAUCCAGCCUGCCCCAAUUGGCACUGCGCCCAUGGGCGUGACCAAUGCAGUUCGUGACUCUGACGCUCAGACGGCCGUUUACACUAUUGCCUCGGAUGACACCGUUGUUUUCAACCCUCAGAUGGCCCUCCAGCCUGUGAACCAGCAGCAUCCUCCUCAGAACUGGAUGGCUUCGGCUCCCGCGGUUACUGGCUCUGCCAACCAGGUCAAUGCAACUCGUUCUGGCCGUUCGAACGGAAAGCAUGACCGCCGUGAUCGCAGCCACUCGGGUGAGCGCCGCAAAGUCUUCUGUUCUUUUUGGCUUCGCAAGGGUGAAUGCGACUACACUCAACAGGGAUGUAAAUUCAAGCACGAAAUGCCCAUGGACGCUCUCACCCUCUCAAGAUGCGGUCUUCGUGAUAUUCCUCAGUGGUAUCGCGAGAAAUUCGGCGUCUCCAGCAUUCACACCCGCGAGAACAACAACACUCGUGCCCAGAUCAAUUCAGGGCAACCCUGGAGACCUAAUAUGCGCAACAACAACAACAACAACAACAACAACAACAACAACACUCAGUCGACCCCGACAAAGUCGAUUUCGUAUCCGCCCCGCAUGGAGAUCGCUGCGGCGAACACCGAUGUCCCUCAAGAACGGUCUGUGGGUUUGACUGAGUCCAACAACAAGAACAUUCCUGGUCCGCAGCCGAAGGGCUCCAAGAAGAUUGAUUUGAUGUCAUUCGAUCCAAUACCGGAUUAUGCUGCUCUGAACGCGGGACGCGACUCUUCCAGCGAUGACACUAUGUCUCCCACCGACAAGUUUUCUUCUCCUGCCAGAGGAGCGGAUUUUGAGCGCACUCAGAAUGCGGCGGAUUGGAUGUACAAAUUUGGCCCAAUGCUUCAUGGAUCUGAGGAACGUCCGGAGUCGCCGGUUAAAAACAUGUCCAACAAGAACCGCACGAAGAAACCUUCGAGAUCGCGUCGUCUCUACGAACCUCGUACUACUGAGUCUACCGGUCAACACAAGGGAGGUGUUCCGGCUGAUAACUCACUCACUCCUUUGAAAACCAACUUCGGCAACGCCAAUCGCUCCAGUGAGCCUGCUUCAACGUCAACUACGAGUCCUGAACGUAUGAAAACCCCUGAACUCAUUCCUUCGACUCGCGACUCAUCACCGUAUCAUAGUGACGAAUCGCCAUCCAAGCUCGCAAUUCGCGUGCCGCUCCUCUCUUUUUCGGAGCAAUCCAUGAAAAGCCCAUGUGCGUUCGCGAAAGCGGUUAUCAACGGGGAAAAGAUCGACACACUGGACUAUCUUGAGAGAGCGUUGAUUAGUUUCAGGGCGGUUGGCCUCAACGAUGACAAGGUCAACAGCGAGUGA
This is a messenger RNA of Rasamsonia emersonii CBS 393.64, 1545 nucleotides long. RefSeq lists its product as uncharacterized. Lineage: Eukaryota; Fungi; Ascomycota; Eurotiomycetes; Eurotiales; Trichocomaceae. The coding region runs from base 1 to 1545 and encodes 514 amino acids. Gene Ontology annotation, molecular function: metal ion binding. The record is from RefSeq and is a predicted model, not a curated record. The transcript has 3 exons.